Sipha flava (yellow sugarcane aphid) is the source of this 2948-nucleotide messenger RNA. Its product is annotated as piwi-like protein Siwi. The transcript has 18 exons. Bases 162 to 2885 code for a protein of 907 amino acids. Gene Ontology annotation, molecular function: piRNA binding; protein binding. Gene Ontology annotation, cellular component: P granule. The record is from RefSeq and is a predicted model, not a curated record. Gene Ontology annotation, biological process: regulatory ncRNA-mediated gene silencing. NCBI's taxonomy places the organism in Eukaryota, Metazoa, Arthropoda, Insecta, Hemiptera, Aphididae.
ACGCGCUUUCUGUCAUUUUCCGUGCCUGCGCUGAUCGUUAAUCCGUAUUACAACCACGUCUCAUUUGUUUUCCGUUGUUCGUUGCGGCGUUCACUUUAUCAACGCCGUCAGCGUUUAAUUCACACUAUUAGCGUUAGUGAAGCACACAGUAAUAUUUUAUAAUGGAUCCUAAUCCUAUAAGACCUAUGAGAGGAAAAGCUCGUGGACGUCCUCAAUUGCCAAAUGUAGGAUCUAAUCAACAAGGUUCUAUUCCACCACGGCCUCAAUUCACUCAACCUCGACCAACCCAAAUAAGUGCCCAACCUAUUCAACAACCUACGCAGCCAGGUAUGAAUCGGCCACCUCGUCCAAUGCCACCUCGACCUAGUGGCAUGUUGCUUCAACGAGCUCCUAGACCAUCAUCAGGUCCCAGACCAAGUAGUGGUGUAGUUUCAGCUUCUAAAAUCGACCCACCUAUUGAACAAGUUACAGAAGGACUUCAAAGUUUGACAGCUACAGGAGAUGGACUUGUACCAAUUGGUCGUGGAGCUGUUCGUGGUAGAAGACAAAUUGAUACUGAUCAUUUUAGGUCACCUAGACCAUUAUCUUCUAUGGGUGCUACUGGAAAACAAGGAAUCUCUGGUCAACCUGUUCAAUUGCUGUCCAAUUAUUUUCCUAUUACAUCGUAUACAAAUUGGUGUUUAUAUCAGUACAGAGUUGAUUUUAAUCCUGAAGAAGAUAGAAUUGGAACUAAAAGAGGACUCUUAGCUCAACAUCGAGAACGGCUUGGUGGAUAUUUAUUUGAUGGAACUAUGUUAUUUUCAGGCACUAGAUUUGAUCCAGAAACUUUUGAUUUGGUUUCCAUACGUCGUUCUGAUGAUUUGAAGGUUGUACUAACUGUUAAAUUUACUUCUGUUAUUGAAACUGGAGAUUAUGCCAAUAUACAAGUUUUUAAUUUACUACUACGAAAUUGUUUGAGACAUCUUGAUCUUAAAUUAAUUGGUAGAAAUUUCUAUGAUGCAAAUGCUAAGAUUAAUAUUCCACAACAUAAACUUCAACUUUGGCCGGGUUAUGAAACAUCCAUCGGAAAGUAUGAAAAUAGUAUUUUGCUAUGUGCUGAAAUAUCCACCAAAGUUAUGCGUCAAGAGACCGUACUAGAUUUUUUAAAUCAAUGCUAUAAUGAUAAUAGAAAUAGAUCUGGAUCAAACUGGAAUGACAUAUUUAAAAGUGGUGUAGUUGGUACAACUAUUAUGACACUUUAUAAUAAUGAAACCUAUCGAAUUGAUGAUGUUGAUGAUGCAUCUACUCCAAGUUCUGAAUUUUCAAAAAAAGAUGGUACAAAAAUGACAUAUAUACAGUACUAUAAAGAGAAAUGGGGUGUUACGAUUCGUGUUAACAAACAGCCUAUGUUAAUAUCUAAGAAUAAAAAGUCUUCUAGACGAUUUGGAGAUGAAACACUAGUGUAUCUGGUUCCAGAAUUAUGUGUGAUGACUGGUAUUACUGACGCAAUGAGAAACAAUUUUACACUUAUGAAAGAUAUGGCAAUACACACGCGUGUAAAUCCUGAUCAAAGAAUUAAAAGACUGACAGAUUUUGCUAAUCGUCUACUUAAAUCAUCAGAGUCCAUGGCUGAAUUAAAAAGGUGGAAUUUGACAUUAAGUAAUAAACUCGUUGAUGUCCCUGGGCGUGUUUUACCAAUUGAACAACUUAGAAGUAACUCUAAAGCAUAUGACGCUGGUAUUGAAGCAGACUGGACAAAACAUUUACGAGCUUUGCCAAUGUAUACUUGUGCUAGUAUGAAAAGUUGGGUUAUUGUAACCCCUCAGGAUAAUGUAAGGGAUGUACAAGCAUUUGCUCAAAGUCUACACAAGGCUGCUCAAGGAAUGUCAUUUUCACUACCACAACCAAUUAUAUCCACAAUGAAAGAUGGUCGAGGAUUUUCAUUUGUAAAUACCAUUGAGGACGUAAUUAAUUCAAAAAAUCCCAAUUUGAUUUUAUGUGUUAUUCCUUCUGCACGUGGUGAUAUUUACAGUUUAAUUAAAAGGAAGUUGUGCAUUGAUAGAGCUGUGCCAUCACAAGUAGUGUUGUUGAAGAAUGUACAAAAGAACAACUUAUCGGUUUGUACAAAAAUUGCCAUACAACUGAACUGUAAAAUUGGAGGUGCUCCAUGGCUAGUUCCCAUUCCUAAAAAAGGUAUGAUGAUUGUUGGAUUUGAUGUUUGCCAUGAUAGUCAACGUAAGAAUGUGUCUUAUGGGGCAUUGGUAGCUACUAUGAAUGAUGCGCACACUAGUUAUUUUAGUUGUGUUGAACCACAUGAAAGUGGUGAAGAAUUGUCUAAUCACUUUGCAUCUGGAAUAGCUAAGGCUUUAACAAAAUACAGAAGUAAAAAUGGAUCAUAUCCGACUUCUAUUGUUAUUUAUAGAGAUGGAGUAGGAGAAGGGCAAAUAUCUCAUGUUCAUAAGACUGAAGUAAAAUUAUUGAAGACUGCUUGUGAACAAUUUUAUGGUCCCACUUCUGUUCCCUUGGCAUUUGUUAUUGUUACAAAACGUAUAAGUACCAGAUUUUUUGCUAAUUGCAAACAAAGUCCUCAAAAUCCUCAACCUGGAACUGUUAUUGAUAGUGUUGUUACAGAUCCAACCAAAUACGAUUUCUAUUUAGUAUCCCAACAUGUUAGACAAGGUACUGUUACACCAACCCAUUAUCAUGUUAUUGAAGAUACCCUUAAACUCCCACCUGAUAUUAUGCAACGACUUACGUACAAAUUGACACAUAUGUACUACAAUUGGUCUGGUACUGUACGCGUUCCUGCUCCUUGCCAGCUGGCACACAAACUUGCUUUUCUUACUGGUCAAACUCUCCGUAAUCCUCCUAAUACUGGUUUGGAUGAAUUACUGUACUACUUGUAAUUUUGUAAUAGUAUUUAAUAACUUCAUUUUUAAAACAUAAAGUUUUAUUUUUUUUUUUCUUCA